AUGGCUUCUAUACUUGCACUUCGGUUUCUUUCUUUUGUCCUUUUCUUCUUUAUGGAUGGCCAUAGCAUCGGUGCCAGAGAUCUGAAGGUUGAGCUUGGAGAUCAUAAACAAGUGGAUUCGUACGGAGCCACACCAAUAUCCGGAGAUGAGCCUUAUCAAGCCAGCUAUAAAUCUGUUUCCCAAGCAGGUUAUGAAUCUAUUUCCCAAGCAGGCUAUGGUGGCUCUGGCCAUAAAUCGGUUUCCCAAGCAGGCUAUGGAUCUGUUUCCCAAGCAAGCUAUGGCGACUCUGGCUAUAAAUCUGUUUCCCAAGCAGGCUAUGGCGGCUCUGGCCAUAAAUCUGUUUCCCAAGCAGGCUAUGGCGGUUCUGGCUAUAAAUCUGCUUAUAAAUCUGUUUCCCAAGCAGGCUAUGGAUCUGUUUCCCAAGCAGGCUAUGGCAGCUCUGGCCAUAAAUCCGUUUCCCAAGCAGGCUAUGGCGGUUCUGGCUAUAAAUCUGCUUAUAAAUCUGUUUCCCAAGCAGGCUAUGGAUCUGUUUCCCAAGCAGGCUAUGGCAGCUCUGGCCAUAAAUCUGUUUCCCAAACCGGCGGCUAUGGUGCAUCUGGCUAUAAAUUUGUUUCCCAAGCAGGCUAUGGUGGCUCUGGCAAUAAACAGAUUUCCCAUGAACCCAAUCAAGCUUACUUAGCAAGCUAUAAAUCUGUUUCCCAAGAACCCAAUCAACCUUAUAUAGCAGCCUAUGAAUCUGUUUCCCAUGAACCCAAUCAACCUUACAGAGCAUCCUAUAACACUGUUUCCCAAGACUCCGACCAACAUGUUUUUUAUGCCAAAAAAGCUCCAAAAGAGUCUGCCCAUGAUUCCACUGAGCAAUACAUAACUCAAUAUGGUGACAAGAAAAGCUCUCCAAAAGAGUCUACACAUGCUUCCACUGAGCAAUACUUAACUCAAUACGGUUACAAAAAAGCUUCAAAAGAGUCUGUCCAUGAUUCCACUGAGCAAUACAUAACUCAAUAUGGUGACAAGAAAAGCUCUCCAAAAGAGUUUACAGAUGCUUCCACUGAGCAAUACGUAACUCAAUAUGGUUACAAAAAAGCUCCAAAAGAGUCUGCCCAUGAUUCCACUAACCAAUACAUAACUGAAUAUGGUGACAAGAAAAGCUCUCCAAAAGAGUCUACACAUGCUUCCACUGAGCAAUACGUAACUCAAUAUGGUUACAAAAAAGCUUCAAAAGAGUCUGCUCAUGAUUCCACCGAGCAAUAUAUAACUCAAUAUGGUGACAAGAAAAGCUUUCCAAAAGACUCUCCAAAAGAAUCUGUGGAGCCAUCUUCCAAGGUGGACCAUACAGAGGCUUUCAAGGCAGGAUUUUUCAGUUUGGAUGAUCUUUAUGUAGGGAAUAUAAUGACACUUCAAUUUCCUAUCCAAGAGAUUUUUCAUUUCCUUCCAAGAAAAGAGGCUGAUUCCAUUCCUUUCUCAUUGUCACAACUCGCAAGUGUUCUUCAACUCUUCUCAAUCUCUGAAGAUUCUCCUCAGGCCAUAUCCAUGAGAGGCACACUUGAACAAUGUGAAGCAGAGCCCAUCACGGGGGAGACCAAGAUCUGUGCUACCUCCUUAGAGUCCAUUCUCGAAUUUGUUGGCACCAUAAUUGGUUCAGAGGCCAAGUACAAUAUUCUCACAACCAGCCACUCCACAACCUCAGGUGUCCCCAUGCAGAAGUUCACCAUUUCGGAAGUAUCACAAGAUAUCGAUGCUCCUAAAUGGGUAGCUUGUCAUCCUCUCCCUUACCCCUAUGCGACUUACUUUUGCCACUUCAUAGCAACUGGGAGUAAGGUGUUCAAGGUCUCACUAAGUGGUGAGAAUGGAGACAAAGUAGAAGCUCUUGGCAUUUGCCAUUUGGAUACAUCUGAUUGGAACCCAAGUCACAUUCUAUUCAAGCAGCUUGGGAUCAAGGCUGGGAAGGAUCCAGUGUGCCACUUCUUCCCUAUAAAACAUCUUAUGUGGGUUCCUGAGCCUUCAAAAGCCACCAUGUGA
This is a messenger RNA of Gastrolobium bilobum, 2019 nucleotides long. RefSeq lists its product as uncharacterized. The record is from RefSeq and is a predicted model, not a curated record. Bases 1 to 2019 code for a protein of 672 amino acids. NCBI's taxonomy places the organism in Eukaryota, Viridiplantae, Streptophyta, Magnoliopsida, Fabales, Fabaceae. The transcript has 3 exons.